UCAUUCUUUUUUUUCUUUAUCUCCUUCCUUCAUCCCUUGGCUUCACCCACCCACCCACCCACUGCCUCACUCCGUCGCAGUCGUCGUCGUCGUUGUUAAACGGAUAAGCAACCGUCUCUUGCUCCACAGGAACAUCAUCUCGCAUAUCACAAUGGCGCAAUCUUGUCUUCCUUCUCUCAGAUUUAAUUCUCUAGUAUUCUCUUCUACAAAAAACCCUAGCUCCAUAUCCGAACCCAGCUUUAACCCUCUCCCUUUACUUCCCCUUCGUUCCAGGAAAGCAAGUAAAUUGAGAGGUAAUCAGAAAACUCUUCGUACUUCUUCAGUGAAAGCUGUUUAUUCUGGUGAUUAUUUCUCACCUGACAAGAAUUCAAGGCAGGGAAUAUGGUCCAUUAGGGAGGAUGUACAAGUUCCAUCAUCACCCUAUUUCCCGGUGUAUGCACAAGGUCAAGGUCCACCUCCAAUGAUGCAAGAACGUUUCCAGAGUGUUAUCAGUCAACUUUUUCAAUACCGAAUUAUACGUUGUGGUGGAGCGGUUGAUGAUGACAUGGCAAACAUCAUAGUUGCUCAGCUCCUAUAUCUUGAUGCUGUUGAUCCUAACAAGGAUAUUGUGAUGUAUGUCAACUCUCCUGGUGGAUCAGUCACUGCUGGUAUGGCCAUCUUUGACACCAUGAAGCAUAUCCGCCCUGAUGUUUCAACUGUAUGCGUUGGGCUUGCUGCUAGUAUGGGGGCUUUCCUGCUUGGUGCUGGCACGAAAGGGAAAAGAUACAGCCUUCCAAAUUCAAGGAUAAUGAUACAUCAACCUCUUGGUGGGGCACAAGGUGGACAAACUGAUUUAGACAUCCAGGCUAAUGAGAUGUUGCAUCACAAGGCAAAUUUGAAUGGAUAUCUGGCAUACCACACUGGUCAAAGCCUGGAUCGAAUUAACCAAGAUACCGACCGUGAUUAUUUCAUGAGCGCCAAAGAAGCCAAAGAAUAUGGGCUUAUAGACGGUGUUAUUGUGAACCCUCUCAAAGCUCUCCAACCACUGGCAGCUGCCUAGCAAGCAUAGGUGAUCAUUUUUAGCUCUGUAAACCAACCUUAUUAUUUGCUGCACUAAAAGAGUGUCAUGAUGCUGAAUCAUACGCACCACGUGAUGAGUCUUCUUGAUCCUUUGUCUUGGUAUUUUGUCCCGAUUAGAACUCUCUUCACAUGUUAUAACAGUAGUGUAAUAUUUUUCUUCAGUACAUCUUAUUUUAAAUGUCAUGUUUUUUCAUCGAGA
Cynara cardunculus var. scolymus (artichoke) is the source of this 1258-nucleotide messenger RNA. RefSeq names its product ATP-dependent Clp protease proteolytic subunit 5, chloroplastic. The record is from RefSeq and is a predicted model, not a curated record. Gene Ontology annotation, cellular component: endopeptidase Clp complex. Gene Ontology annotation, molecular function: serine-type endopeptidase activity; ATP-dependent peptidase activity; ATPase binding. The transcript has 9 exons. Lineage: Eukaryota; Viridiplantae; Streptophyta; Magnoliopsida; Asterales; Asteraceae. Gene Ontology annotation, biological process: protein quality control for misfolded or incompletely synthesized proteins. The coding region runs from base 152 to 1039 and encodes 295 amino acids.